UCGACGACGCGCGGCUAGAGCGCGCCAGUUUAUCGUACACUUAGGACAGCGAAAUCUUUUAGUGGUGUUGUUCAAUAGUGUAGUUGUGACACAGAAAUCGAUUCAAUACGCAUUCUGCAUGUAUAAUCGUUCGGACCGGAUCCCUGCCUAAUUGCCAUGGAUUCCAUUCGUUCAAAAAAAACAACUCUGAUAGAUAUUCUCUCCACUGAUGCCAGUUUUAUUUUGCAACAUGUUCAGAGGGAAAAUCUCAUUACUGGACGGGAGUACAAGAAUCUUUAUAGCAUGUCUCAAGAUGGAGAGAAGACUACCAUCGAACUGUUAGACAAAAUGAUGAACAAGGGUGACGACCACUGCAAAAGGUUUAUUUCUAUGUUGAGAGAAAGUGAAAUUGUUGGCACUUUCCCAGCACUGAAAGAGCUCCUUAACCCUCAGGAAAAUGUCCCUCAUCAGGAAAUUGCUCAGGCCGCAACAGAUAAUCCAGACAACAACUCGGAUAGUGCAUAUAAGAUGGUCAACAAUCCUCGUGGCCUCUGCAUAAUCAUCAAUAAUGUGAACUUUCAAAAAUUAUCAACACGAAAUGGAUCUAGUGAAGAUGCAGAUGCUUUGGAGCAAGUCUUCACUUGGCUGAAUUUUAAAGUGGAAUGCCACAAAGACCUGACCAAAGACAAAAUGAAGUCUGUUGUACAAGAGGGCAGUCAGAGGGCUGAUGGAGAUUGCUUUGUCUGCUGUGUCAUGAGUCAUGGCGAAACAAAUGGUGUGUUGGGAUGUGACAGUGAAGUUGUUACCGUAGAAGAGAUGAUCACCCCCUUGAAAGGAAACAACUGCCCAAGGCUAGCUGGAAAGCCUAAACUGUUCUUCAUCCAGGCUUGUCGAGGGCGUCUUUUUCAGAAUGAAGCGAGGAUCCAAGCUGACAGCUCUCGUGAAGACAACCAGGGUUUGGAGAUGGAUGCUUACCCCGGGGAAAUUAUCUCUAUCCCAGCAGAUGCUGAUUUUCUUGUCUCCAUGGCUACUGUGAAUGAGUACUUCUCUUUCAGAAACAGCAAAACAGGCUCAUGGUUUAUCCAAUCUCUAUGCAAGCGACUCAGAGAAGGCAUACUCAGGGGGGAUGACAUCUUGACUAUUCUCACCUAUGUCAACGACGAUGUCAGCCGGGAAGAAGGGCUCAUCAGAGGAAAGAGAGCCAAACAGGUCCCAGACCAGUCCUUCAGACUCCGGAAACGUCUUUUUUUCCCAGUGCCUGACAGUCCUGAUCUGUAACUAUCUGAACAUUUGUGUGGUCGUACUAUCACAUUUUAUUUUUCUAAAAAAAGAAAGAAAAACAGCCAAUUGAUAUAUUUUUAUUGCAUUGCAUAGGAUUAAGUGAUAAUGAUUAAUCAAAGGGAACAAAUGUAUGUACAAAAAGUGUGUGUGUGUGGGGGAGGGGGCAGUGCUUAAACAAAGAUUUACAUGUUCUACGACUGUGCCUCAUUUC
Molecule: messenger RNA, 1471 nt
Organism: Alosa sapidissima (American shad)
Lineage: Eukaryota; Metazoa; Chordata; Actinopteri; Clupeiformes; Clupeidae
Gene: casp20
Product: caspase 20, apoptosis-related cysteine peptidase
Exons: 6
Coding region: 157-1257 (366 amino acids)
Biological process (GO): negative regulation of extrinsic apoptotic signaling pathway via death domain receptors; proteolysis
Molecular function (GO): cysteine-type endopeptidase activity
Source: RefSeq, a predicted model, not a curated record